UCUAUCAUCCUCACCUGCGCCUGCAGCUGCACCUCCGCUUUUCGCCCAGCCUGGCAGACGCUGAAUUGAAGGGUGACGGUUGACGUUCGCAAGAUUGUCAUGGCCUACCCGGGAUACGGAGGAGGGUUUGGAAAUUUUAGCAAUCAGAUGCAAAUGGGACAGCCAGUGCCAGGAACAGGGCCGGCUGUGCUCCCUGGUGGAUACCCUGCAUGCCCAGCUUAUCCGGACAGUUAUUCCUCAGCGGGAGACCCCAUGUGGACAUACUUCACUGCUGUUGCUGACCAGGAUGGUGAAGUGGAUGCUGAAGAACUUCAGAAAUGUUUAACACAGUCUGGAAUUAGUGGAACUUUUUCUCCCUUCAGUUUAGAAACCUGCAGAAUUAUGAUUGCCAUGUUGGAUAGAGAUUACACAGGAAAAAUGGGAUUUAAUGAAUUCAAAGAACUUUGGGCAGCUCUUAAUGCCUGGAAGCAAAAUUUCAUAACUGUUGAUAAAGACGGAAGUGGCACAGUAGAGCAUCAUGAAUUGAAUCAAGCCAUUGCUGCUAUGGGUUAUAGCUUGAGUCCUCAAACAUUAACUGCUAUCGUUAAACGUUAUAGCAAGAAUGGCAGAAUUUUCUUUGAUGAUUAUGUUGCUUGCUGUGUGAAGCUUCGAGCAUUGACAGAUUUCUUUAGGAGAAGAGACCACUUGCAACAAGGGGUUGUGAGUUUCAUAUAUGAUGAUUUUUUGCAGGGCACUAUGGCAAUUUGAAAGUCUAGAAUUUGAAGGCUGAAGAAAUACUGUGAAUUUCUGUGCUUGGAAGAAAUGAACUGAACUACUUUGAAUUAAAGCUUUGGGGGCUUUUCCAUGUUCCUGUCUGUUAAAUUUCUUCUCUUUCUAUGUGUUUUUACUUUAGCUCACCGUGCAAAGCAG
This is a messenger RNA of Balaenoptera musculus (blue whale), 909 nucleotides long. It is a transcript of the gene GCA, whose product is annotated as grancalcin. The record is from RefSeq and is a predicted model, not a curated record. The transcript has 8 exons. Gene Ontology annotation, molecular function: calcium ion binding. NCBI's taxonomy places the organism in Eukaryota, Metazoa, Chordata, Mammalia, Artiodactyla, Balaenopteridae. The coding region runs from base 100 to 747 and encodes 215 amino acids.